GCUCUGUUGCUGAAGAAGCUGAUGCUGCUGCUGGCGGAUUGUGGAUGUGGGUGCAUGCUCGGCGAUUCAUCACAGAUGUGAGCGCAACCCCAGUCACUAUUCACCCACAGCCAAAGAUUCCUGAAAUUUUCUGUGAAGGAGCGGUGAUGAGGUGGAGAGAUUGAAGCGGGGCACCAUGUCGGGGACGUGUUGUAGGCCAUGUUGCAACUUCGGGAAGCGUUGUGAGAUUUUCCCAAUGGUUAGUCACUUAUCUGCUUAAAGCGUUUUUCAUGCCGUGCCAGUGCUCCGCCGAUGAUGGUGAAGCAUCGUCGCCGAAUGGGCGGUGUGUCGCCGGCGACAUGGCUGCUGCUCUCGCUCCCCGCUCUCCUCUGCUUUGCGGGCUUGCCGUUCAUGCUCAGCUCGCCCGCCAUCUCGCUUGCUACAGCUGCCUCUGUUUCCGCCCGCGAAGCCGCCGAUCUGCGCGAUGAGGUCAAGGAUAUGUUUUACCAUGGGUUCGACAAUUAUAUGGAAUAUGCAUUUCCUCUGGAUGAACUAAGACCUAUGAGCUGCACUGGUGAAGACUCGCUCGGUGGUUACUCUCUGACGCUUGUUGAUUCAUUGGAUAUGCUUGCUUUGUUGGGUGAUCGCGCACGGUUUAGCAAGGGAGUCAACUGGCUCGGAAAAAAUCUAAGCUUUGACAAGAACAAAACGGUAUCUGUAUUUGAGACAACCAUUCGUAUGCUUGGCGGUCUUCUAUCUGCUCAUUUAAUCGCUUCAGAUGCUUCUACGGGCAUGCAAGUAGAUCUUUACGAUAAUGAGUUACUGCGUUUAGCGGAGGAUCUUGGGCGGCGAAUGUUACCUGCAUUUGACACACCUACAGGUAUUCCGUUUGGAUCUGUCAAUCUAGCGCUCGGGGUCAGCGAUGAUGAGAGUCAGGUGUCCUCAACCGCCGGCGGUGGAACUUUGACUUUGGAAUUUGGAGUGCUCAGUCGGUUGACAGGUGACCCUGAAUUUGAAAAGGUCACGAAGCGAGCAGUUUUAGGGUUAUGGGCACAACGGUCACGAUUGGGACUUGUUGGAGGUCACAUCAAUGUAUUUACAAGCGAGUGGACACACAAAGAUGCAGGCAUUGGUACCAGCAUUGAUUCGUUCUAUGAGUACCUACUCAAGGCAUAUUUGCUAUUGGGGGAUGAAGAGUACUUAUAUAUGUUCAAAGAGGCUUAUAAAUCUGUCAUGCGUCAUCUUCACAAUGAUCCCUGGUACUUGGAGGUGAACAUGAACUCGGGUGUUGUUGUGUGGCCUUUGUUUAAUAGUCUUCAAGCAUUUUGGCCGGGCUUACAGGUCUUGGCAGGUGAUGUUGAGCCUGCAGUUCGUACUCACAAGGCUUUUUUCGCUGUAUGGAAGCGUUACGGAUUCACACCUGAGGGCUUUAAUUUGGCUACAUCCAGUGUGCAACCAGGUCAAAGGAGUUACCCGUUGCGCCCAGAGCUUGUAGAGAGCACUUACAUGCUUUACAAAGCCACUCGAAAUCCUAUGUACUUGGACGUCGGACGGGACGUAGUGGCAAGCUUGCAAAGGUCGGCAAAGUGUCGCUGUGGCUAUUGUCAUAUAGCAGAUGUGGAGUCACAUGAACAGGAUGAUCAUAUGGAGAGCUUCUUCUUAGCUGAAACUGUGAAAUAUCUUUGGCUGCUUUUUGAUUUGGGUGCUGGUGGGGACAAUUUGGUAGAGAAAGGCCCUUACCCGUAUAUUUUCAACACAGAAGGUCAUUUUCUGCCGAUGUCUCCAGAGAUAUCACUACCAGCUGAGCACUGCACUUAUGCAGGCAGCUUUUGCAGAGAACGAGUUGUUGGAAGACUUGCAGCUGUUAAGAAAAACCUGAAGAAAGAGCUUCUUAGUAACAGACAGGAAGAAGAAGACAGUACCGGUCACUGCAAAGACAGCAACUUGAAUGGUCAAACUUGCUUCGACUUACAUAAUGAUAGUGAGGAGCCUGGGAUCGGGGACAACGAUUGGACUGCUUCAUUAAGAAGCCCUCUGAAAGGUAUGUGUCCGAGACUGAAUCAUUGGAGACAAGUCGGUUUUGAUCCUGGAUCACAGCCUAGAGCAACUCCGCGCGCCAAGCCUGGUCCUAUUGAGCGUGAAGACAGUUAUUCCCCAAGAAAGGAAGCCAUCUUCGAUGAAGGAUGAGGUGAAACCUGUGAAAAUUACUAUUUCAACCAAUGAAAGAAGGUAACAAAGUUCCUUGGAGGAGCGAAUCAAGGAUCGCCGAGCAGGAUCAAAUGACGGGAAUGUUGUGAUGGUCAUGCAACAAUCCAAUUCACUAGUGGCAACGCAGGUGAAUUGAAUUCCAGAGGGAAAGAGAGGCAGCAUGCAGAUGUUUCGGAUAGUAUCAGGACGAAAAAGAUGCACAAUUAUCGGGCAAAUGAUGCGCUAUUGCUGCAUUGUUAAGCGCUCUGGUUGGUGUGUAUGUUGCAGCUGCAAGAAAACAAGAAUGUGGCGCCUGCCUAAUUCUCUGGCCACAAUCGGCCAGUAUUGGAGGCAUUGCGUUAUUUGUACCAAUGUCGGUUGCGUCGCAGAUUCUCCUUUUUGCUGUCGCCUUGACUUAUCAUUUAAUUUAUUCACUCUGAGUCCUCUCAAUGAGUUCCAUAUUUAACAAGGGUUCUGUUUACUUGUGGAGCAACCAGUUGUAAGGUAGAGUAGUUUUGUGUCUGGGGAGAGAGUUCAUAUACUCAACACGAUAUAGAUAGUUGUGAAGUGUAGCAGUUGAGAAUAGGUUAUGAGAGAUCACACCCAGACAAACGACGUGUUGGGAAUAAAGUUAACUGCUUAAAGAAUUACUUCGAAGCUGAAUUAAGGCGGUUUGAGGAGAAAUGCCCAACGUAGUAACUGGCAUGGGCUGCAGACGUCGAUGUCGUCAAUGCAACGAUCAACUUUUCACAAUAUAAAUUGAUUAUUUCA
Molecule: messenger RNA, 2937 nt
Organism: Physcomitrium patens
Lineage: Eukaryota; Viridiplantae; Streptophyta; Bryopsida; Funariales; Funariaceae
Product: alpha-mannosidase I MNS4
Biological process (GO): mannose trimming involved in glycoprotein ERAD pathway; endoplasmic reticulum mannose trimming; carbohydrate metabolic process
Cellular component (GO): endoplasmic reticulum; membrane
Molecular function (GO): mannosyl-oligosaccharide 1,2-alpha-mannosidase activity; calcium ion binding
Source: RefSeq, a predicted model, not a curated record